This is a messenger RNA of Coregonus clupeaformis (lake whitefish), 2576 nucleotides long. Its product is annotated as H/ACA ribonucleoprotein complex subunit DKC1-like. The record is from RefSeq and is a predicted model, not a curated record. Gene Ontology annotation, biological process: snRNA pseudouridine synthesis; mRNA pseudouridine synthesis; box H/ACA sno(s)RNA 3'-end processing. Gene Ontology annotation, cellular component: box H/ACA snoRNP complex. The transcript is spliced from 15 exons. NCBI's taxonomy places the organism in Eukaryota, Metazoa, Chordata, Actinopteri, Salmoniformes, Salmonidae. The coding region runs from base 41 to 1576 and encodes 511 amino acids. Gene Ontology annotation, molecular function: pseudouridine synthase activity; RNA binding.
UGAGCACACGUGUCCACCUCAGUCUCGUUGCACACCGAAGAUGGCGGACGUAGAAAUGAACUCUGCCAAAAAACAGAAGAAGAAGAAGGAAAAGACAGUUGCUGAUGAUGACGUUGGGGAUAUUCAGGAGAGUGGUGAUUUUCUCAUCAAACCAGAGUCCAAAGUUGCCAGUCUGGACACAUCUCAGUGGCCAUUGCUGUUGAAAAAUUUUGACAAACUCAACAUCAGGACAGCUCACUACACACCCUUGCCAAAUGGCUCAAACCCUUUGAAGAGGAACAUUCAGGAUUAUGUCCGGACAGGCUUCAUCAACUUGGACAAGCCUGCCAAUCCCUCCUCUCACGAGGUGGUGGCCUGGAUCCGACGUAUCCUGCGAGUGGAGAAGACUGGCCACAGUGGCACCCUGGACCCUAAGGUGACAGGCUGCCUCAUUGUGUGUGUGGACAGAGCCACACGACUGGUCAAGUCCCAGCAGAGUGCAGGCAAAGAGUAUGUGGGAAUUGUUCGGCUGCACAAUGCUAUUGAGAAUGAGCACACGCUUGCUAGGGGUAUUGAAACCCUCACAGGUGCUUUGUUCCAGCGACCACCUCUCAUCGCGGCCGUUAAGCGCCAGUUGAGAGUGAGGACUGUUUAUGAAAGCAAACUCAUUGAGUACGACCCAGAGAGGAGAUUGGGUAUUUUCUGGGUGAGCUGCGAGGCUGGUACAUAUAUCAGAACCCUGUGUGUCCACCUGGGGCUCCUCCUUGGUGUUGGUGGUCAGAUGCAGGAGCUGAGAAGAGUUCGCUCUGGUGUUCUGGGAGAGCGGGACAAUUUGGUGACCAUGCACGAUGUGCUGGAUGCUCAGUGGCAGUAUGACCACAACAAGGACGAGACGUACCUGCGCAGAGUCAUCUACCCACUGGAGAAGCUUCUGGUGUCGCACAAACGUUUGGUCAUGAAAGACAGUGCAGUGAAUGCGAUCUGCUAUGGCGCAAAGAUAAUGUUGCCUGGUGUCCUACGAUAUGAGGAUGGCAUCGAGAUGAACCAAGAUAUUGUGGUUAUAACGACCAAAGGAGAGGCGAUUUGUAUAGCUACUGCCCUCAUGACUACUGCAGUGAUCUCCACAUGUGACCAUGGUGUGGUGGCCAAGAUCAAGAGGGUCAUCAUGGAACGUGACACUUACCCCCGCAAGUGGGGCCUGGGGCCCAAGGCCAGCCAGAAGAAGAUGAUGAUCCAGAAGGGUCUGCUGGACAAACAUGGCAAAGCCAACGACAGCACUCCAUCAGACUGGAAGAAGGGCUAUGUAGAUUACAGUGCGUCCAAGCCCAAGGCUGAAGGAACCGGCAAUGGUGAAGCAAAGAGGAAGAGAGAAGACAGCGAUAGUGAUGCAGCAGCCACCCCAGCACCCUCUGCACCUUCCACUCCAUCGGCAGAAGACCUCAAGAAGGAGAAGAAGAAAAAGAAGAAGGAAAAGAAGCAAAAACUAGAGGAGGCGGCGGCACCGGAGCCAGCAGCAGAGACAGACGGAGAGGUGGGUGAGAGUGCCAAGAAGAAGAAAAAGAAAAAGAAGAAGGAAGUGGAGGCAGAAGCGGAGUGAAGAGCUUAUGGACAAUGAAAGGACCAUAGAACGUGAGGGUCAGAAUGAGUGCCUGCAGAUAGUUAUCCUACAGAUGCAACGGGCGCUGAAGAGGCAGCAGGCUGGGCAAGAACCCAGAGUAUAAUCAUUUUUUUUUGUUAAUCAUGUCUGUCCAGAAUGACCACACAUGGAUAAUCAUAAGGGGCUUAGACUGGGUUAGUCUUAUGAUCAUACGGUUGUGACAUGUCAACUAGAGCCAUGCACGGGUAUGAAUUUUAAGCCAUUCAGGCCCUACCCAUGCCUGCGACAUUCAAGCCCUACCCUACCCAGACCCGAUUGCUUCUGCCAAAUUUAAAGCCCGGCCCUAGCCGAAAUCAGAAGUAACUUCCUCCGUUAAUAAAUCCAUUAACUUUUCCUGUCUGUCACUCACUCCCUGGGCACAGGCAGCUUGCUCUACAUGCACUCUGCUCAUGGCGCUCUGCGUCUUGAUAAUCCACAGCACUGGCUCCGCUUAGGCUUCUCUGCUCAAUGACGAGACAUGAGAGCAGUGAGCUGUUCGUUACUUUUCGUCACUCUAAACUCAGAUAACUCAAGGAACAUUAUUUUCUGGGAAAUAAUCUCUUUUAUAUUUGAGGUUGAAUCACCAUGUUAUGAUCUUAGUCAGAUAUGACUACUGCGCAGCAGAUCACGAGCAAAUGGCCCAGCUUCAAAAUGUUAGUGAUACCCGUAUCCUAGUUAUUUUGGGGGGGGAAACAGGCCCUACCCAGCCCUAACCUGAUGUAUAAUGUCUGGGUUGGGUAGCAGAGCUCUAAUUUCAACCGCCCCUGUAUGACCUUUGUUUUUGUACUCAAAUUUGGUUUUUACACAUUUUAGGUACUGUCCCUGUGUGGGCGUUGGUUUCCUCUGGGCGUACCCUCAACUGUGUGAAAUGCCAUUGGCAGGUUUUUAUAUUGUACUGUAAAUACAAAUGAGCUGUAAUCAUUAAUUGUAAUUUGAAAUGAAAUGUUUUUUUUUGUUGUAA